AUGACAGCCACUGAAGGCUCAAAAAUACGUUCGACGGUUCACAUCGAGGUCCGUCUGAAAUCUCGGGCAACGGCCAGAUUCGAAACGAUUCGUCAUCGAGUUCACGACUGGAUACAUACAUUCGACCGCAUCAACUUGUCUUCGACUCUUACUGGAUGGGGUGUCGUCCCAGAACUAGGGACAUCUGUGGAUCGGAUCGUUGUUUGCGAAUCGACAUCUGCGUCCCAAUCUCUUCCAAUAGACGAGUUGGCCUUACAAAUCCACGUUUACCAACCAUCGGACACCGAUUCCUUUGAGGAGUUUUCCAACAGCGCUGGCUCCAAGGAUGAUGAGGAUGAUACAAUGGCUGCAAGUGUCUGCGAAUUGCCUAACCUCAGCUGGGAGGGUCUCUGGGAUUCUUUGAUAUAUGCGGAUGAUAUCAAAAUGAAGCUUUUGGACUAUAUUCACGCCACUCUCAUCUUCAGUGAUGCUGAUGUCAACUCCAAUCUUGUUUCGUGGAAUCGCGUCGUUCUCUUGCAUGGACCACCUGGAACAGGAAAGACAUCAUUAUGUCGUGCACUUGCGCAGAAGCUCUCUAUCCGCUUAUCCCAUCGUUACACCAACGCCCGAUUGCUUGAGAUAAAUGCUCACUCUCUUUUUUCCAAAUGGUUUUCAGAAUCUGGCAAGCUCGUCCAGCGUCUUUUCACAAGUAUAACAGAACUUGCCGAAGAAGAAGAUGCAUUCCUUGUGGUCCUUAUAGAUGAAGUGGAAUCUUUAACCGCCGCAAGGGCCGGAGCAAUGGCGGGUACUGAGCCGUCAGAUGGCUUGCGGGUUGUGAACGCUCUUCUGACGCAAUUAGAUAAGCUGAAGCACAGAAAAAAUGUCCUUGUCAUGUCGACAAGUAAUCUUGUGAAGGCGAUUGACAGUGCAUUUGUGGAUCGAGCAGAUAUCAUUCAAUAUGUUGACCUUCCUUCUCGCGAAGCAAUAUAUGAGAUCCUCCGCUCGUCCCUGUGCGAAAUCGUGACCAAAGGACUCGUCGCUCCUGUUGUAAGACAUCUCCUGAAUGUUCCCACCCUACAAGCUGCACGGAUGUAUGAGCUAGCUGCUCCUGUUCAGUCUACGCCAUCCACUUCAGUACCUUUGGAUGCCCACGCAAAAUCAGGACACGUUGCUAUGAAGCUUCUUGCACUAGCGACUGAGUGUCGAAGUCAAGGCAUGUCAGGUCGAGCACUGCGCCGGCUUCCUGUGCUUGCUCUCGCAAGGUAUAUGGGACUUAGCGGCAUGUCUGGCCCUCCGCUAUCGACGUCUUCAAAAGGACAUGCUCAGACACAGCAACCAUGUGCAGAGGUCGAUCAAUGGCUGAAUGGCAUGGAACGAGUCGUUGCAGAACAAGCGAAGGAGAAGGAACGGUUGUCAUGA
Molecule: messenger RNA, 1398 nt
Organism: Desarmillaria tabescens
Lineage: Eukaryota; Fungi; Basidiomycota; Agaricomycetes; Agaricales; Physalacriaceae
Product: P-loop containing nucleoside triphosphate hydrolase protein
Exons: 9
Coding region: 1-1398 (465 amino acids)
Biological process (GO): reciprocal meiotic recombination; meiotic recombination checkpoint signaling
Cellular component (GO): nucleus; chromosome
Molecular function (GO): ATP hydrolysis activity; ATP binding
Source: RefSeq, a predicted model, not a curated record